Scleropages formosus (Asian bonytongue) is the source of this 1608-nucleotide messenger RNA. It is a transcript of the gene ctu1, whose product is annotated as cytosolic thiouridylase subunit 1 homolog (S. pombe). Gene Ontology annotation, molecular function: tRNA binding. NCBI's taxonomy places the organism in Eukaryota, Metazoa, Chordata, Actinopteri, Osteoglossiformes, Osteoglossidae. The record is from RefSeq and is a predicted model, not a curated record. Bases 178 to 1209 code for a protein of 343 amino acids. Gene Ontology annotation, cellular component: cytosolic tRNA wobble base thiouridylase complex; mitochondrion. Gene Ontology annotation, biological process: tRNA wobble position uridine thiolation. The transcript is spliced from 3 exons.
UCUCGCUCCAGUAUGGCGCCGCAUGUUCCAGAUAAGCCGGUGGUGGUGGCAGAACUUCGGCCAGUUUAUUGCUGAGAGGCUGUACUCUAUCCCUCUGGGUGUUGUUGCCGAGUGCGUGGCGAAAUAAAGCGCAGAACAUUUGCAGAGUUUGUCCCCCGCGCUGCAGAGCCCAGCACCAUGCCGGUCCUGUGCAGCCAUUGCGAGGAGAGGCGCGCCGUCCUCAAACGCCCAAAGACGGGUCAUUCGCUCUGCAAGGAGUGCUUCUUCUGGGCCUUCGAGGAGGAGGUGCACCGGACCGUUGUGUCAGCGCGCCUUUUCAGCCCCGGUGAGACGGUGGGCAUCGGCGCGUCGGGCGGAAAGGACUCCACCGUGCUGGCGCACGUGCUGAAGGUGCUCAACGAGCGCUACGGGUACGGCCUCAAGCUGCUGCUGCUCUCGGUGGACGAGGGCAUCACGGGUUACCGUGACGACUCCUUGGAGACGGUGAAGAGGAACCAGCGGCAGUACGAGCUGCCGCUGAAGAUCGUGUCGUACGAGGAGCUCUACGGCUGGACCAUGGAUGCCAUCGUCAAGCAGGUGGGCCUGAAGAACAACUGCACCUUCUGUGGGGUGUUCCGCCGCCAAGCGCUCGACAGAGGGGCCAUGAUGCUCAAGGUGGACAAGAUCUGCACAGGUCACAACGCGGACGACGUGGCGGAGACGGUGCUCAUGAACGUGCUGCGUGGCGACAUCGCCCGCCUGCGCAGGUGCACGGCCAUCAGCACGUCCAGCGAGGGCGAGGGCAUGAUCCCGCGGUGCAAGCCGCUCAAGUAUGCCUACGAGAAGGAGAUCGUGCUGUACGCCUACUUCAAAAAGCUGGACUACUUCUCCACGGAGUGCGUCUACUCCCCCAACGCCUACCGGGGCCACGCCCGCGCCUUCCUCAAGGACCUGGAGGCGGUGCGGCCCAGCGCCAUCAUGGACGUCAUCCACUCGGGGGAGAACCUGUCGGUACGCGAGGAUGUGCGCAUGCCGGUGCAGGGCACGUGCAGCCGCUGCGGCUACAUCUCGAGCCAGGGGCUCUGCAAGUCGUGCGUGCUGCUCGAGGGCCUGAACCGGGGGCUGCCGCGCCUCGGCAUUGGCAAACACCACCGCCUCCACGGCAAGAUCCUGGCCCAAGCGUCGCUCAGCCAGGAGGAGGAGCGCAAGCUCAGGGCGGCCGACUUCUGAUUGGCUGCUGCUCCAGCUACAGCACCUCCCUUCAACGAGAUUCACAUGAACAAUGAUGUGUAUAUUCUACGUGUAUCUAAAGUGAGGCUCCGGUCCCCAAAGGAGCAGGGGGGAAUUCGCAGAGUCGCUGAAGACGGUCCUAGUGCUUUUUUUGUUUGUUUUUUAAAACCCCCCAGAUAGAUUUUGUGCUUUAUAAUAAAUCUUUGUGGACCUCAAAUGACUGACUGCUUGUCUAAAGCCAAACAUGUUUUAUUCAUAAAAGCUUGUGUGAGUCCUAAUGGUUCUCAUUAUUCCUCCAUUCAUUUUUAAUUUCUUUUAUGACGUGUUUACAUUCUUGCUGAGAAGUUGUCCAGAGACUUUUGAGAGGCGCACAGCACUCUGCUGCGAAGUGACUCUGCA